AUUUUUUGAUCACAUAAAAAUUGAAAAAAGGAAGUCCAUUUGUUUGUGCGUUCUUAAUCCGACGCUCCAUCUUAACUCCUGUCUUUCUCCAUCUCUCUGCAAUCUCCGGUAGAUUCUUCUCCGAGAACAUCUACAGUUCUCUCCCCUAAACCGUCUGUACAACCACCUAGAGACUAAGCUUGCUCGGGAAGUUUUCAUAGAGGUGGCGUGGCGGCUGUUUGUCGGAAUCAAAGCGUUGACUGAUGCAGUCAAUCUCGGUCUCUUCUCGUCUCCGUCCUCUGAUGUGAUGACUGCACUCCACCGUCAAUGGCCGUCUACAUGCUUCAUUUGAGUUUUGUUCUAUUAGUUUUUCUGUCCGCAAACCCUAGAGGCGGCAGCAGUGAAAGUGGCUUACGCAAUGCUGCCCCCGCUGAAGAAUUCGACUCGGACCCCGACUCCUACUUGACUCUCUUCCACCAGGACUACUCUCCGCCUGCCCCACCUCCUCCACCUCCCCAUCCACCGUCCGUGUCCUGCGAGGCUGAUUUGGGGGGUGUUGGUUCGUUGGACACCACGUGUAAAAUAGUGUCUGAUUUGAAUAUUACCAAGAGUGUGUAUAUAGAAGGGAAGGGCGACCUUUACAUUCUCCCAGGUGUCACUGUUAAUUGCACAUUUGCGGGUUGUGAAGUCGGGAUUAAUGUCACUGGGAGCUUCAAGCUCGAUGAAAAUUCUACUAUACUUGCAGGAACUUUUCAGCUGGUUGCUAACAAUGCUACAUUUGGAAACGGGUCUUCUGUGAACACCACUGGGUUAGCAGGCCCUGCUCCGGAACAGACAAGUGGGACCCCUCAAGGCCUAGAUGGAGGAGGUGGGGGUUAUGGAGGUAGAGGGGCGUGUUGUUUGACGGACACAAAGAAGUUGCAGGAGGAUGUCUGGGGAGGGGAUGCGUAUGGGUGGUCUACAAUGCAGUUACCAUUUAGUUACGGAAGUAAAGGUGGAACAAGCAGUAGGGAGGUGGACUAUGGUGGAGGAGGUGGUGGAAGGAUUAUGUUGCUGGUGAAUAGGUUAUUGGAAGUGAACGGCAAGUUGUUGGCAGAUGGUGGCGAUGGAGGUACCAAAGGUGGAGGUGGGUCAGGUGGCAGCAUCUACAUCACUGCUUAUAGGAUGACUGGAACUGGUGAAAUAAGUGCUUGUGGUGGUGAUGGUUUUGCAGGUGGAGGUGGUGGAAGAGUUUCUGUCGACAUUUUUAGCAGACAUGAAGAUCCAAAAAUCUUUGUGUAUGGGGGAAGUAGCCGUGGCUGCUCAGAAAAUGCUGGUGCUGCUGGAACCUUUUACGACAAUGUUCCACGCACCCUCACUGUAAACAACCACAACAAAUCGACAUAUACAGACACACUUCUCAUGGAUUUUCCUCAGCCACUUUUGACUAAUGUUUAUCUUGGUAACCAUGCAAAGGUUACUCUUCCUUUGCUAUGGAGUCGUGUUCAGGUUCAGGGCCAAAUUAGCCUCUUGUAUUAUGCAUCAUUGAGCUUUGGGUUGGCAAAAUAUUCGAUGUCAGAAUUUGAAUUGUUGGCAGAAGAGUUGUUGAUGAGUGAUUCUGUUAUCAAGGUUUAUGGAGCUUUGCGCAUGUCAGUUAAGAUGUUCCUGAUGUGGAAUUCACAAAUGCUUAUUGAUGGUGGUGGCGAUGCCAAUGUUGAAACAUCAUUGCUUGAGGCGAGCAACCUGAUUGUUCUUAAGGAAUCUUCCUUAAUACACUCUAAUGCAAAUCUUGGUGUUCAUGGGCAAGGUUUACUGAAUUUGUCCGGAGCCGGGGAUUGUAUUGAAGCUCAACGACUGGUCUUGUCAUUGUUUUAUAGCAUUCAUGUUGGACCAGAAUCAGUAUUGAGAGGCCCCUUACGAAAUGCCACAACUAAUGCUUUGGCACCAAAGUUAAACUGUGGUACUGAUGAUUGCCCCAUUGAACUGCUUCACCCUCCUGAAGACUGCAAUGUCAAUUCUUCACUAUCUUUCACUUUGCAGGUCUGCCGGGUUGAGGAUAUCCUUGUUGAAGGACUUAUAGAAGGAUCUGUGGUUCAUUUUCACAGAGCAAGAACCGUCUCUGUGAAGCUUAAUGGGAAUAUUAGCACAUCAGGAAUGGGCUGUGCUGGUGGCUUGGGGCAUGGGCAAGUUCUUAGCAAUGGUCUAUCUGGUGGCGCUGGUCAUGGUGGCAGAGGUGGAAGUAGAUGCUCCAAUGGCAGCUGUGCAGAGGGAGGCAUAUCAUAUGGAAACCCCUAUUUGCCAUGCGAACUUGGUAGUGGAAGUGGAAAUGAGAGCUUAGCCGGGUCAACUAUCGGUGGUGGUAUCUUGGUCAUUGGUUCAUUGGAGCAUCCUUUGUCAAGUUUGUAUGUCGAAGGCUCAGUUAAAUCUGAUGGAGAUGGAUUCGGAGGGAGUUUGGCUGGAGAGUUUGCAAAUAAAGAGGACCUGAAUGUUGGACCAGGUGGUGGAUCUGGUGGGAGUAUACUAUUAUAUUUGCAUUCUCUUGAUCUCAUCGAGUCAGCCAUUUUGUCAAGUGUUGGUGGUUCUGGCAGUCCAAUGGGGGGAGGUGGUGGUGGUGGAAGAAUCCAUUUUCAUUGGUCUGAUAUUCCUACAGGGGAUGUGUAUCAGCCCAUUGCUAACAUAAAAGGGAGCAUCUACACCAGUGGAGGGCUGGGUGGAAAGCAAGGAGGAAGUGGUCAAAAUGGGACAGUAUCUGGCAAAGCCUGCCCAAAAGGGCUUUACGGAAUAUUCUGUGAACCAUGUCCACUUGGAACUUUUAAGAAUGUUACUGGAUCUGAUGGAGACCUUUGUACUUCAUGCCCAAAGGAUGAUCUUCCAAAUCGUGGAGUUUAUGUUUCUAUCCGAGGUGGCGUUACUGAGCUACCUUGUCCAUACAAAUGCAUUUCAGAGAGAUAUCACAUGCCUCAUUGCUAUACAACUCUGGAAGAAUUGGUUUACACAUUUGGAGGGCCGUGGCUAUUUGGUCUUCUUCUCUUGUUUGUCUUGAUUCUGUUAGCCCUGGUUUUAAGUGUGGCUCGGAUGAAGUUUGUAGGGGUUGAUGAGUCACCUGGCCCUGGCCCCACACAACAGGGUUCACAAAUUGAUCACUCUUUUCCGUUUCUUGAGUCCCUAAAUGAGGUUUUGGAAACAAACCGUGUUGAGGAAUCCCAGAGCCAUGUGCAUAGAAUGUAUUUCAUCGGUUCAAAUACAUUCAGUGACCCUUGGCAUUUACCUCAUACACCUGCGGAGCAAAUAAAAGAGAUUGUAUACGAGAGUCCCUUCAAUAAUUUUGUGGAAGAGAUCAAUGCUAUUGCUUCAUAUCAGUGGUGGGAAGGAGCAUUGUAUAGCAUCAUCUGUAUUCUUGCAUAUCCUCUUGCAUGGUCAUGGCAGCAAUGGCGGCGUAGAAUAAAGUUGCAACGCCUCCGUGAAUUUGUUAGAUCAGAAUAUGACCAUGCUUGCUUACGUUCUUGUCGAUCACGUGCACUGUAUGAAGGACUGAAGGUAAACGCAACUCCAGAUUUAAUGCUGGCAUACAUGGACUUUUUUCUCGGUGGAGAUGAAAAAAGAAGUGAUCUUCCUCCCCGUCUUCAUCAAAGGCUUCCUAUGUCUCUAUUGUUUGGUGGUGAUGCAAGCUAUAUGGCUCCAUUCUUGCUUAACAAUGACAAUAUUAUCACCAGCCUCAUGAGUCAGUGUGUCCAACCAACUACGUGGUAUCGAUUUGUAGCUGGUUUGAAUGCACAAUUGCGUUUGGUACGUCGGGGUUGUUUUAGAAAAACAUUUCGCCCUGUUCUUAGAUGGCUUGAGGACUUUGCCAAUCCAGCUUUAAGAGAGCAUGGUAUAUUUGUUGAUCUUGUUUGGUCUCGAGCCACCACUGGCAUUUAUAUCCAAUAUGGGCUUUUGGUACGUGCUGUUGAAGAAGUUGAGCAAAGGCCUUGUGAAGGUCUUAAUGGAGAAUGUAGAAGUGUUUUUUCAUGUGGUAGCAGUAUGUAUGGUGAGAUUCCAUGUGACCAAAUGAAGGAAGACUUAAUCUCAAAUGAAGUGCGUGGAGGCUCUUUAAAGCGGAAAGCCUAUGGCGGUAUUUUAGAUAUCAAUGGCUUAAAGAUGCUUAAGGAGAGAAGAGAUUUGUUUUAUGUCCUCUCUUGUCUAAUUCAUAACACAAGACCAGUUGGUCACCAGGAUGUUGUUGGGCUGGUAAUCUCGAUGCUGUUACUUGGAGAUUUUAGCUUAGUGCUGCUAACAUUUCUCCAGCUGUAUUCAGUGUCAAUGGCACAUGUCUUUCUGGUUUUGUUCGUUUUACCGCUUGCACUAUUACUCGCGUUCCCCGCCGGGAUCAAUGCUUUAUUUAGUCAUGGACCGAGGCGUUCUGCUGCCCUUGCACGUAUAUAUGCUUUGUGGAACAUCACAUCACUGAUUAAUGUUGUGGUUGCAUUUAUUUGCGGAUAUGUGCAAUAUUACACCCAAUCAAGCAAGAAACUUCCAUACUUUCAGCCAUUGAACAUGGGAGAAAGCGUAUGGUGGAUAUUCCCAUUUGCGUUGGUGGUGUGCAAGUGUAUCCAAUCACGACUCAUAAAUUGGCAUGUUGCUAAUCUAGAGAUUCAGGACAGGUCAUUGUAUACUAAUGACCCCGAACUGUUUUGGCAAUCCUGAUUGGUUCUACUCUUCACUCAGUGUCCUCUUCCACUAACACCCACCGUUUUAUUAUGGGUACAUUUUAUUCUCUUUUUCUCCUUUUUUUGGUAAAAACCAUGAACACCAAAUGAGUAAGAGACUACACAAGAGUAGAAAGUAAAUUUUCUGUAGAAAAAGUGGUAAAAAUAUAUAUGAAAAAACAGAUAGGGACCAAUCAGAUGAUUCAGAUGCAUUUUAUCAUGUAAUCUUUAUUUUGAUUGUGCAGUUAAGUUAGUUGAUGGUAGUAGUUCUUGUGUGUAAAUAUGAAGUAGGAUUUUUACUCGACAAGGUGAUAUUUGUAAUUUCACAAUCUCUGAUAAUAUUUUGGGUAAAGAUGUACUGAGUUCUUACUGGCCGCCUUUAAAUAAUACUACGUAGUAG
This is a messenger RNA of Cuscuta europaea, 5043 nucleotides long. NCBI's taxonomy places the organism in Eukaryota, Viridiplantae, Streptophyta, Magnoliopsida, Solanales, Convolvulaceae. The record is from the annotation of a GenBank genome assembly.